CAGAUCAAACAUGACUCGUUCGUUGCGCAAAUCUCCGUUGAAGAAAAAUCUCUACAAGCAGUACAGUGACUAUAGUCUUCAGUUAAAUCGCUGGUUCCUAAAGCCAAUCGGCAUCUGGCCCUCCUCGACUAGCAAGGAAAAGAUGCUAUCGCGCGGUAUCCAAUUCACCUGUUAUUCACUGAUAACCUUUGUAGUAGUACCUUCCGUACUGUAUAUCUUCUUCGAGGAUGAAGAUGUCGAUAUCCGCGUGAAGGCCAUCGGACCUGUUAGCCAUUGGUUUAUGGGCGCGAUGAAUUACCUGUCACUGUUGCUGCGUGGCGAUGAGAUACGUCGAUGUAUUGAACACAUGGAGCUCGACUGGCAGCUAGUGAACAGAGUGGAGGAUCGAGAGGUGAUGUUAAGGAACGCUAAGUUCGGCCGCUUCAUCGCCGGUUUCUGCGCCGUCUUUAUGCACUGCGGUGUGUUCUCGUACAGCAUGAUAAAGAGCAUGUCACUGCUGGUCAUCGUGAUUGGCAAUCAGACCAUUAUGAUACCUCGAUUACCGUGUCCAUUCUACAGUAACUUCCUCGACACGACGGUCACUUUGACAAAUCAGAUCGUGCUCAUGAUACAGUUCUUAUCGGGUUUCAUAGUCAAUUCGAUCACGGUAGGCGCGUGCAGCCUGGCCGCGGUUUUUGCGAUGCACGCCUGCGGACAAUUCAGUGUGUUAUUUCUGUGGUUGAACGAGUUAGUCGGCGACGAUACGGAGGAUAAAGACAAAUUGGUCAAGUAUAAACUGGCUAAUAUCGUGCAGCAUCAUUUGCGUGUACUAAGUUUUGUGUCGUGCAUUGAACAAGUCAUGUAUCAGAUAUGUCUUGUUCAAUUGGUCGGCUGCACGCUUAACAUGUGUAUGAUUGGCUAUUAUUCCCUCACGGAAUGGGAUACAGAAGAUACCAAAAACCUAGUAACAUACGGAAUUUUAUUCGUGUCGGUGACAUUUAACAUUUUCAUAUUUUGCUACAUCGGUGAACUUCUCAGUGAACAGUGUAAGAAAGUCGGCGAAACGGCCUAUUUGACUGAAUGGUACCGUUUACCUCAGAAGACUGCUCUUAGUCUGGUUUUAAUCAUUUCAAGAUCUAGCGCUGUAAUUAAGAUGACUGCUGGAAAACUGAUUGAAUUAUCAUUAGCGACGUUUGGAGACGUAAGUCUCGAUACUUACGAUGCUAUAUAUACUUUUCUUUUCGCAAACAAAACAUUAAUAUAUUAAAUAAUAUCAAGUUAUAAUCAAUAAUUAAUAUAUGAUAUAUUAAUGUGUACAAGUUUGUAUUAAUUAAUUGAUUGAUUGUAUUUAGUAAAUUUUUCACAUAUUAUUACAUGCUAUUUACAUAUCUAUUACAAAAUGAAAAGCAAUAAAUAUACUGUUGCACACAUAAUUACUGAAUAUCUUAGAAAAAUUGUUAGUAUACAUAUUUGUAUGAUUUCCUGCAAAAAAAGAGAAAAAAGUUGCCGAUAUCACAAUUCUCUGAAUAUUUUUCAAAGCAAUUAAAGUGUUAUUCGUUUCAGGUAAUUAAAACAUCCCUUGCGUAUUUAAAUAUGCUUCGCACUAUUUCUCUGUAAGUUAUAAAUAUUACGUGAUCAUUAGAAUAAAUUAGAUAAAAAAUCACGGGUCAGCUUUAUUUAUGAAAAAAAUGCUAUUUGUAGUAACUUACCUAUAAAAUCAAUCCUUGCUUACCAUGAUCUACAAUUAUCCUUUUGAUAUGAUAUAUUUUAUGUAUGACAAAUGAAUUGCGUACGCACAGAUUAUUUUUUCUUCGUUGUCUUUACUCAGUUCACCGACGUGAUUUAUGUAAACGUGUACUCCACAAUGACAGCACAGCAACAAGUCCGACGGUGCCAGUCAAUCAAUCGGAGUCAAUUCGUUCUGCCGUUUAUCUUCACGCAGACGCCGUAGUGACUACUAAGCACGUCGUUUUAGUCGAUUAAUACACGUUGUGCCAUCGUGUAGCCACCAUGUGUCAGGGAUUACAGACCUGUACAAUCAUAGCGUGCAGCUGAAUCGUUGGUU
Molecule: messenger RNA, 2044 nt
Organism: Odontomachus brunneus
Lineage: Eukaryota; Metazoa; Arthropoda; Insecta; Hymenoptera; Formicidae
Product: odorant receptor 4-like
Exons: 4
Coding region: 11-1246 (411 amino acids)
Biological process (GO): sensory perception of smell; detection of chemical stimulus involved in sensory perception of smell
Cellular component (GO): plasma membrane
Molecular function (GO): olfactory receptor activity; odorant binding
Source: RefSeq, a predicted model, not a curated record